CGAACGCGGCCUAGGGCGCCGGCUCCAGCUUCCCAGCGACCCUCCCCGGGGCCCUCUCGGCUUGCAGAGACGCCUCUUUCCGACUUCGUCCCAGAGACACCGUCGUCCGGGCUCCAAACCUCCCUCCUGGGGCCAAACCCGAGGGCCCCGUGACCCCUAGAGUUGGGGUCAGCCCGGCCAACCCGCUGGCCGAAGCCCACCGACCGUCGCCAUGACCUGCAGUCUGCAGAAGCUGUUUGCUGUGGAAGAGGAGUUUGAAGAUGAGGAUUUCUUGUCUGCCGUGGAAGAUGCAGAGAACCAGUUUGCUCGCUCACGGCCUGUGAAUACGGGGUGCCUGAGACCUGUCUCUUCCCGGCCACAGGAUGCUGGGCAGGCACAGGCUCCCAGGCAGCUGCUGCCAUGCCCUGCUGCUCCUUCAGAGGCCUUGGGCCUGCCAGCUCUGGGACUCCACCUCCCUACCUCCAGCAUGCCCAGGGCGGUCGGGGGUCCACCUUCCACAGGAACAGCUCCCCUCGGGCCUGUCUUUUCGCCCAGCAUCUGGACUAAGAAUCAGAGAAGAGUGACCCUGACAGAAGUGCUCAAAGAGCCAGCCAGACCCCAGUCCUCAGCCUCCCACCCCCAGCUCACUUUAGAGAGCAAACAGCAGGUGAUUGGUGGCUUUGAGGGGCCUGAACAAGAUGAAUUUGAUGAAGUCCUGGCAAGCAUGGAGCUCGAGGGGCCCAACAUGGAGCUGGAACUUGGAGUUAGCAGAGAGGCCACCUGGCAGCGGGAGGACUCAACACUGGCUAAAAAGGCCCGGGUAGCUGAUCUGAGCAGAUCUUGCCAGAAGGGGCCCAUGCCUGCCACCCACAUAACUGGUGUUGUAUCAGCCCAGGGUGAGCCUCCAGAUCCCGUUGUCCACUGGGAGACGCCACAGCCUCACCUGAGACCUGGUACCACGGGUAGCCUUCCUGUCCCAACUGCUUCAAUGGUUUGUGCUCAGCAACCCCACUGGGAGGUCUCUCCCAGAGGUGCCGCUCUUCGAGCACCCCAGCCUCUCCAUGCUGCUGGCAGGCCUGUUCAUAGCAGCCCUCAAACUCGUUUCCCUGGUCAGCCAUUCCAGUCUGCAAACACCUGCUUAAGUGGCAAACCUCAUUUUCCCAGACCACGAACUCCCAACUCAAGCUGUGCUACUCCCUCAAGGACCAUCUCUGGAUUAUUUCCUCGGGGGCCCUUACAAACCCAAGCUCCAGCAUCUCCUGUCGUGUCUCCUGUCCGUACCCCAAAGGGCCCUCGUCCCUCCCUGGUCCCUCAAGCAGCUCUGCAGACGCCAGUAGUCACCAACCACCUGGUGCGGCUGGUCACUGCUGCCAGCCGGACACCCCAGCAGCCCACCCACCCCAUCACCUGUGCCAAAACGCGCCGCUUUCCUGGCCCAGCAGGGCUCCUGCCUCACCAGCACAGUGGGAAAAAUCUGGACGACAUCAUGGUUUCCACGCCCCAGACUCCAACUCACGGUGCUCUGGCUAAAUUCCAGACAGAGAUUGUUACUAGUUCCCAGGCAUCGGUGGAAGAAGAUUUUGGACGAGGACCCUGGCUGACCAUGAAAUCUGCUCUGGGCCUGGAUGAGAGAGACCCCACCUGUUUCCUCUAUACCUACAGCAUCAUCAUGGUGCUGCGGAAGGCAGCCCUGAAGCAGCUUCCCAGGAAUAAGGUCCCCACCAUGGCGGUGAUGAUCAAGUCCCUGACUCGGAGCACAAUGGACGCCAGUGUGGUUUUCAAGGACCCCACGGGAGAGAUGCAGGGCACGGUGCACAGGUUGCUGCUGGAGACGCGCCAGAAUGAGCUGAAGCCUGGCUCAGUGCUGCUGCUAAAACAGAUUGGAGUGUUUUCUCCUUCACUCCGAAAUCACUACCUCAAUGUGACACCCAACAACCUGGUCCACAUUUACAGUCCAGAUCCUGGGGAUGGGAACUUCCUCAAGCCAUCUCAGCCCUUCCCCAAGGAUCCAGGAAGCUUCCAUGACAGCCUCCAGCACGAGACUGCGAAGCCUGGGAAAGGCCUCAGGACAGCACAGAACCCAGAGGCAGGGGCAUCCCCUGAGAAAGAACUCCCAGAGGCAGAUGACCUGGAUGGACUCCUGAGUGAGCUCCCGGAGGACUUCUUCUGUGGGACCAGCAGUUGGGAGCGUCCCAAGGCCGGGCACCCACCAUGAGCCAGCAGCCUCUCAGCACCCAGGCAAGGCUCUGGUUGUAUCUGAUCAUGUCCCAGAGGGAGAGGAAGACCAGCACAAUUGGAGAACAGACAAAGCUCGGGACUUCUGUGCCCCCACGCUGGACACUUUCCUGGAGAACAUCCUCGUCCCCUGGAUUCUGCACUGCUGUCACCUUGGUCUUCCUUUGGUGUACCAGAACUCUGCCAAGGAUUGGCUCUCCAGCCCUACUACCCUCCAAGCCCUUGGGUGCAUGGUUCCUUCUCCUCCUGCCAACAGGGAAGUGUGUCCCUCCCCCACCUCCGCCUGACUUUAGAGGAUGUUGGGCCUGGGCCCUUUACUCCCUAGUCCCCAGACAGCUGAGGUGCCAGGAGGCACCACACCAUAGCAGUGGCGACCUGUCCUUCAGGACAAGGCAGAAACACACUCAGACUUCCCUCUGCUUUGUCUCUUGAAGCUGGUAGCUGCCCAGGUCACCUGGGCCCAGGGCUCCCAGGUGCGGGGGCAGGGGUGUGGCUGCAGCGCCUUAUUCUGAAAUAAAGCAGCCGCCUGCUUCA
Molecule: messenger RNA, 2748 nt
Organism: Camelus dromedarius (Arabian camel)
Lineage: Eukaryota; Metazoa; Chordata; Mammalia; Artiodactyla; Camelidae
Gene: HROB
Product: homologous recombination factor with OB-fold
Exons: 10
Coding region: 212-2194 (660 amino acids)
Biological process (GO): recombinational repair
Source: RefSeq, a predicted model, not a curated record